AUGCCGAUGCAUAAAAUAAGGCGGCUGCUAUUUAAGGACAUGCACUGGCUCAAAAGUGCCGUUGCCACGUUGGGCAGAUGUGGGACAACUGUGUCACUCAGUAUCCUCUUCCUUGUGACCAAUGAGCUACAACCCACAUCAAUAAGGAGUUUCGGUGUUUCGGUUUGUUCAUCCCUGAGUGCCAUUGGAGGGAUUGCUGCACCGUUUGUGCUCUUCAAAUUGGCCAUCCUUUGGAGCGAGCUACCUCUGGUUAUUUUUGGUGCUCUAUCUCUGGUAGCUGGUGGUCUGAUGCAGCUGUUGCCUGAAACAAAGGGCACGAGACUACUGCAAACGGUCGACGAUGUGGAAAAUAUUAUGCGGCUUUAUGACCAAGAUGAAUACAAAGAGAUGAUCAACCUCAGCAUUUCCACCUAG
Hemiscyllium ocellatum (epaulette shark) is the source of this 414-nucleotide messenger RNA. Its product is annotated as solute carrier family 22 member 3-like. The transcript is spliced from 5 exons. Lineage: Eukaryota; Metazoa; Chordata; Chondrichthyes; Orectolobiformes; Hemiscylliidae. The coding region runs from base 1 to 414 and encodes 137 amino acids. The record is from RefSeq and is a predicted model, not a curated record.